CCCCGCUGUGUCUCAUUCCACUCAUUCAUCCCUCGUUCUGCCAGCUGCAAGGCAGCGAGCGUGGCUGAAGGACACAAGGCUCCGCUCGCACUUGGCGGAGGGACUUUGAGAGCUCGAUCCGACAUGGGGGGCUAGACACCGUCGGCGUUGCUCUUCUUCCUCUCGGGUCCACUCUUUGAAUGUCACCUCUGGAAGGAUGCUCGGAUGGAGCGCUACCACGUCUCCUCAAUCGCCCGCUCAGGACGGCAUGAAGGACUCGGAAAGGGGGAGUAAGUCAGGCAGCUUCCUCUUUCCGAGCUGAUACCUCAGGUCUCAUCUUCUUGUGCACUUCUUGGACGUCUUGACUCCGUCCGUCACCGGGUCGGACAGGAGGACAGUUGACAGUCGAGAUUGAAGGAUUCCGCAAUUGGGCGAAUGCUGGAGGCAAACUUCCCCCGGAGGUCAAGGAGACAGGCUGGACUGGAGUGGAACUGAUGGAUUGGUUUAGAUAAGAACAUGGCCUGCCCAAACAAAAGAAGGCAAACGAAUCCAUUCGAGGCUCGCCAGAUCGGGAUCUUCAACAAGCCUCCGUUUCAGUUGUGUGCUUUUUGAGGUUGUGCCUCUUCUUGCCUUUCACCCAUUUCCCUCCAGCUCAUCAGCUCGAGACAACCGUAGCGCUGCCCCGUCGCCCUGGGUGAACGGGCAGGGGGGUGGCCCACGGUACCCCCCAUCACCCGGGCGCCACCAGGCCGCCAGCGGGGCCUGCGCUGGCAAGAUGGCCGCCCUUGCCAGCUCCCUCAUUCGACAGCGUCGGGAGGUCAAGGACCCCCAGACCAACCGUCAGAUUGCCAGCAAGCGAAAGCCGUGCCCGAAAAGCAACAAGUCGCUUUGCCAGAAGCAAAUCCUCAUUUUGAUAUCCAAGGUCCGAUUAUGCGGCAGUCGAGGGAGGAAAAUGGAAAAAAGACCAGAGCCGCAGCUGAAGGGCAUCGUCACGCGGCUCUACUGCCGACACGGCUUCUACCUUCAAAUGCUGCCGAACGGCACCAUGGAAGGCACAAAGGACGAAAGCAGCUCCUUCUUGCAGUUCAACUUGAUUCCUGUGGGCCUCCGCAUCGUGGCCAUCCAAAGCACCAAGACGGGGCUCUACGUGGCCAUGAACAGCGAGGGCUACCUCUACACUUCGGAACACUUCACGCCAGAGUGCAAGUUCAAAGAAUGCGUGUUCGAGAACUACUACGUCACCUACUCGUCCAUCCUGUACAGACAGACGCAAUCGGGUCGGGCCUGGUACAUCGGCAUCAACCGGGACGGGCAGGUCAUGAAGGGAAAUCGCGUCAAGAAGACCAAGGGCGCCGCACAUUUUCUACCCAAACUCAUUGAAGUGGCCAUGUACAGAGAGCCGUCUCUACACGACGUCGCCGAGCAGAGUCCGCCUAGGAAAACGCCCAAGACCUCCAAUGACUCGCCUGUGCACCAUAACGACAAGAAAGACCCUCAAAGCAAAACCAAAACCUCGUCGUCCUAGCGCUGAAAGAAAAGAGGACGGGAUCGAGGGGGACCCCUGGGGGACGCCUAAACAGAGUUGGACACUGAGGAAAAUAACCUCCCCGUCGACCUUCACGUCCUAACCUCUGUGUGACUACAAUAUGGGAAGCAAUAACUCCAACAAGAGGUGUGCCCUUCUUGCCAUAAGCGCCGUCUCACCCCCACCCCCACCCCCCAGUCGGUCCAGCAGCUGAGCAAAAAGUCUUCCUGGCAUUUACCAUCACGGGUGCAAUGGUGGAAUGCUGUUUUAAUUUGAUUGCUUCGAUCAACGUCUUCCAUGCUUGUCAGCAACUUUUUAAGAAGCCCUGUGUGUGCGUGUGUGUGUAUCUUCCAUCCACAACUGGUGUGAUUUGAUGAGUUUGUGACUUGUACUCAAUUUUUCACUUUUUAUGAUGUUGAUCACAACCUCCCAAAAACACACACAUGAAAUGAAUAGCCCCCUAAAUAAUAGCCAUCAAUCCGCUAUUGUGUAAAAAAUACAAAAACAGCAAUAAUUAAUUCCAUCUUUACACAAGUAAAUAUCUUCUCACUUUUAAGCAAAGGGAGACUGAAUAUAAGGAGAGAAAAGUUGUGAUGAACUGAACCCAUUUAAUAAUUCCAUAAUUGUUACAUUUGUUCCAAGCCGGUAAUUGUUAAAACACCGCUUUCACACCGGGCGGAAGUGCUUAAGACCUUAAUUAAAUCGCUAAAUAGACCUUCAGGUUGCCAUGUUUGACCAGUCAUCCCCUAUGGAUCACUAAGUCCAUUAAAUGUUUGACUAUUCUUCACAAAGUAAUUACACAAAUGUUUAAUUAAACGGGCCCGCUGCGAGAACAGAAUUAAGACUAUGAGAUACGGAGAUUGGAGAUACUGCUUGGGUGGAGGUGCGGAAGAUUUAACUGUGAAAAAAAAGAAUCUUUGGUAACUACUUCAUUCUAAGGGCUGGGACAUUUCUAUAUUGCAAUAUUAUUUAAAAAAAAGAAGAAGAGGGGUAAAUCAAGAGGCAAGAAUCGUAGCUAAAACGUUACCUCUGGGUUUUGAUGCCAAAAAAAGUAUACAGUGGUGCCUUGAGAAACAAUUGACUCGAUUUACAGCCUACUUGUCAGAUAGAAUAAGUAAAAAGUCUUGGGAGAAA
Syngnathus acus (greater pipefish) is the source of this 2638-nucleotide messenger RNA. RefSeq names its product fibroblast growth factor 11a (gene fgf11a). The coding region runs from base 755 to 1504 and encodes 249 amino acids. NCBI's taxonomy places the organism in Eukaryota, Metazoa, Chordata, Actinopteri, Syngnathiformes, Syngnathidae. Gene Ontology annotation, biological process: animal organ morphogenesis; fibroblast growth factor receptor signaling pathway; positive regulation of protein phosphorylation. Gene Ontology annotation, molecular function: fibroblast growth factor receptor binding; growth factor activity. The transcript is spliced from 5 exons. The record is from RefSeq and is a predicted model, not a curated record. Gene Ontology annotation, cellular component: cytoplasm.